Messenger RNA from Trifolium pratense (red clover), 3790 nucleotides. RefSeq names its product BTB/POZ domain-containing protein NPY3. Lineage: Eukaryota; Viridiplantae; Streptophyta; Magnoliopsida; Fabales; Fabaceae. The transcript is spliced from 5 exons. Gene Ontology annotation, molecular function: protein binding. The record is from RefSeq and is a predicted model, not a curated record. Bases 1471 to 3342 code for a protein of 623 amino acids.
UAUUUUUUUUUUUAAAAAAAGCAAAAUCUAUAUGUAUAUGUAUAUAAUAUAAGUAUAUUUGAAUUGACCAUUGAUUUUAUGGUGAUAAAUUUUAUGUUAUUUUUUUUUUUCUUUCACCACCAGUUUAAUCUGAUUCGGAGGUUUGUUCCGGCAUCAAGUUAUUUUAGCCCCUCCCAAUCACAAUUACAGGGAUCGAACGGUAGUCCUCUCUAACAGGUUAAGCACCGAUAACUUUAUUUUAUUUUAGAACAAAAAAAGAAAGCAAGAUUAAUCGGAUUAAUUAACUUCAAAUAAUUUUUUUCUCAUAGUAGAACCAAACAUAUACCAAGAGAUGACAGAAAAGGUUAAUGAGAACAGGAAAGGGAAAAGGAAAAGUUAGGGGAUGGUGGGGUUGAGAAAGUGCUACUACUAAUUCAAAAGCUAUCUAUGAGUUGAGAGAGAGAGAGAGAGAGAGUGGGAACAUUCUGAAAUUGGUUGGCUUUUUGUGUUUGUGCAGCUGUGGUGGUGGCUGUUAUCAAAAGAUGAAAAACAGCUCAUCUUUUUUGAAGGGUCAUCUUUUCCUAUUCCUUAUGUGAGUGAGUGGUUCCUGUGUUACCUAUGUAGACAACCUCUUCUUUUAUCACACACACUCAAACAACAACCUUUGUGUUUCUUGUCCUUUUUCCCACUCCCAUUUUUUUGAUUCUUCCUUGCUUCCUUCUCACCACAACUUCUGGGUCUUCUAGGAGUUGAAAUUUCAAAGGAGGGACAUAGCUAAAACAUGGCUAUAGUAGUGGUAACUAGUGAGUGAAUGUUGUUUUGAGUAUGGAAUUUUGUUUCUGAAACUUUGUUGUUGUGACCAGAAAGUGUGUUUGUUUGUUUGUUAGUACUACUUGUGUGUGUGGUUGUGUCUAAAUCCAUUGUUGGAAAUUGGAAAUAACAACAAGAACAAAAAAAUAAGUGAAAAGAAACAAAUACCAAGAUUCAGAAACAUAAUUUUAAUAGAGAGUGGGGCGGUGGUGUCAGAUUCAACAAGUGGGGGUGUCUGUAACAAAGUUACUCUUCAUUUGAUAGAUAAAUUAUUAUUAUAUAAAUAUAUGUGAAUGUGUGAGUGUGUGUGUUGGAGAUAGUUUGUUUUGUUGGUAAUGUCUCCUAACAUGGUUUAUCUUAACCGGUCUCUUUGGACUUUGUUACCAAUUUAGUAAGCAACAUGUUCUUUGAGUCUCUUCACAUUCAAGUCACAAAAAAAGAAUAAUAAUAAUAAUAACUUAAGUUUAGUUUUAUAAACAAAAUUUGCAGAGAAAACUCAUUCAACCUUCUCUCUUGAUAGUCUAACUAGCCUUGUUUCGAGGGAAAGAUUCGGUCUUACAAGGAAGAAGAAACUUGAUCCUUCUUGGUCUUUACUCUUUAUACUAGCAAGUUACUUGCAUUCACUUUUGAGCUUUGUGGAGUGAUUUGAGCUUUUUUGGAGCUUUUUUCUUUUUGGUCAAGAUGAAGUUUAUGAAACUUGGAUCUAAGCCUGAUUCUUUUCAAACUGAUGGAGAAAAUGUCAGGUAUGUGGCAACUGAGUUGGCAUCUGACAUAGUCGUUAAUGUUGGGGACGUAAAAUUUUAUCUACAUAAGUUUCCACUUUUGUCCAAAAGUUUACGCUUACAGAAGUUGGUUUCAGAAACAAAUGAGGAGGACGACGAAAUUCAUAUCCACGACAUUCCCGGAGGACCUGUUGCUUUUGAAAUAUGUGCAAAGUUCUGUUACGGUAUGGUGGUCACUCUAAAUGCAUACAAUGUGGUUGCAGCUCGCUGUGCAGCGGAGUAUCUUGAGAUGUAUGAAAACAUUGAAAAGGGAAAUCUUAUCUACAAGAUUGAAGUCUUCAUCAACUCCAGCAUUUUCAGGAGCUGGAAAGACUCCAUUAUUGUUCUACAAACAACCAAAUCUCUUCUUCCAUGGUCCGAAGAACUUAAGAUUGUGAGCCAUUGUAUCGAGUCAAUCGCUACCAAGGCUUCAAUGGAUCCAUCCAAGGUGGAGUGGUCAUACACAUAUAACAGGAAGAAGCUUCCGUCUGAAAAUGGUAACGAUUCACACUGGAAUGGUGUUAGGAAACAACUAAUGGUUCCAAAGGAUUGGUGGGUGGAAGACCUUUGUGAUCUCCAACUCGAUCUCUAUAAGCGAGUCAUGUCAACAAUAAUGAGCAAUGGAAACGUUUCUGGUGCAGUUGUCGGAGAAGCUCUAAGUGCAUAUGCUUCUAGAAGGUUGCCUGGCUUCAACAAGGGUGUUAUCCAAAGUGGCGAUAUCACAAAGAAUAGAUUAUUGUUGGAAACUAUUGUCGGUUUAUUGCCUCCAGAUAUGGGAAGUGGCUCUUGUGGUUUCUCACUGAAGUUAUUAAAAGUGGCUAUUCAGUUGGAAUGUGAAGUAUCGGUGAGAUCCGAACUGAUGAGAAGAAUAGGUCAACGCCUUGAGGAGGCUACAGUGGCUGAUCUUUUGAUUUGUGAGACGGGUGGUGAAACAACUUACGAUGUUGAAACUGUGCAGAAGCUAGUUGAAGUGUGUGUAGCACAUGAACAGCAAUCUCUGUUGGAAGAUGAAUUGCAAGAGAUCAGAAGCCCUAAGAUGGUAUCAAAUUCCACUAGCAAGUUAAAGGUAGCAAAGCUGGUUGAUAGCUACCUUGCUGAGAUUGCACGUGAUCCCAAUUUGCCUCUUCCAAAUUUCGUGAAUAUUGCUGAUUUGGUAUCAAGCUUUCCUCGACAAUCUCAUGAUGGCCUUUAUCGCGCCAUUGACAUGUAUUUAAAGGAACAUCCUGGAAUCAGCAAAAGUGAGAGGAAAAGAAUAUGUAGGUUAAUGGAUUGCAGGAAGCUGUCUGCAGAAGCUUGCAUGCAUGCAGUGCAGAAUGAGCGGCUUCCUCUCCGUGUCGUUGUACAGGUUCUCUUCUUUGAGCAGAUGAGAGCUUCAACGACAUCAUCAUCAGGAGGCACGAGCACUCCUGAUCUUCCCGGUUCUAUCAGGGCGUUGCAUCCCGGUGAAUCUCAUGGUAGCUCAAGGUCUACUACCACCAACACAGAAGAGGAAUGGGAUGCAGUUGCAACUGCAGAAGACAUAAAAGUUCUGAAAGGGGAACUCGCUGCACUAAAAUUAUCAGGCGGAAGUAGCCAGAGUAGUGACAGAAACAGCAACAACAAUGCAGAAAAAGUUGCUGCUAACAAAAUGAAAGGUUUCCUCAUGUCAAAGAAAAUAUUCUCUAAGAUUUGGUCCAGCAAAGAAAAAAACGGAGAGAUUACUAGCUCUGAUACAUCCGAAAGCCCUGCUUCUACAGUUGUUGAGGAGACGAAGUCUACGCCGUCUAGAAGUAGGAGGCAAUCAGUAUCUUAAAAUCUACCUUUUCUGCAGACUUCAAGCACCGUUGCAUCGCUGUAUAAUUGUUGAUCACUUUGGUAGCAUUAGGAGAUAUAGCUUACUUGACAUCUUCUAGCUGAUACUGAUUGUGGCUUAAGGUAUGAAGGUUUUUUGUGGCUACAUCUUAUCGAAGGAACCGGUUUUGUUGUAGUAUAAUGAGAGAAGGAUUAUCAUUGACUUAUGAACUGCUAAGACUAAGACAAAAUUUGUAAGCAUUUUAAGAUAUAAGGUUAACUAACUAGAAUCAAGUGCUAAUGAGCUUAUAUAACUAACUAAAAUCAAAUGUUAGGCUCAAUUGCCUAGUCUAGUUUGUAUUGGUUCUUAAGUAACUUGCAUUACACCACUGUUUUGUUGGGUUUAGCUGGUGUUUUCACUAAUUUUCACCUACUUUGAUUGUUAUGCUACAGCAUAGACAUUGUUGCAA